Molecule: messenger RNA, 1926 nt
Organism: Arctia plantaginis
Lineage: Eukaryota; Metazoa; Arthropoda; Insecta; Lepidoptera; Erebidae
Source: the annotation of a GenBank genome assembly
AUGGUCAAAUCGGCUGCGCAAGCGCAGGACCGAGAUGAACAGACCAAACUAGAGAUGAAACACCGGCAGGAAGAAGACGAUUUGUACAGAAAAUUCUCCAAACAUCGUGAGGAAGAAAACAGAAGAAUACGAGACGAGAUACAAGAUGAAUGGGAACGUGAACUUGAGAGGCUGACAAGUAGAUUCCAACAAGAAAUGCAAGUGAAAAAGAGACGACCGGAUGCAGAACUUGGAGCACUUACGUUACGUCACCAACAAGAGAGAGCAGAUUUAGAGAAGAAUAUGACAUUAAGAAGAGAUAAAAAGAAAGAGAGCCUUACGAGAAAAAUGCUGGAACAUGAACGGGCAGCGACAGCUGCAUUAGUAGAAAAACAAAGCUACGAGAUGAUGGAAUUAAUCCAAGAACGGCGGUCUGAAUACAUGGCAGCAUCCUCCCUCUACGUUGAUGGGGAAGAAGCGCCACCAUACCCAUCAAGAGCUCCUGCUCCUCAGCCUCCAUUGGUGUCCAAAUUCCACAUUUACACUGAUCCAGCAGAAUUUGCUGAUGUCGAUAAAAUUGCUAUUUCGGUAGCGCAAGAAGACCAAAAAACAUUCACAGACUUAGUCCGACAACUUGUAGGUAGAUGUGCAAGUGACGUCGAAAAAGCAAGAACCAUAUUCCGUUGGAUCACUGUGAAGAAUCUAAACAAUAUUCAGUUUGACGAUAACCUUCGGGGUGACUCGCCGCUAGGACUGCUCAGAGGCAUUAAGCACGGCACAGAAAGUUACCAUGUACUGUUUAAGAGAUUAUGCAGCUAUGCAGGCCUUCACUGCGUGGUUAUUAAAGGCUACAGUAAAUCUGCGGGCUACCAACCAGGAGUGCGCUUUGAAGACAACAGAUUCCGAAACUCCUGGAAUGCCGUCUACGUAGCCGGAGCAUGGCGCUUUGUGCAGUGCAACUGGGGCGCCAGACACCUCGUCAACGCCAAAGACGCUCCCAAACCAGGGAAUAGAGGGAAAAGUGAUAGCUUGAGAUACGAGUACGACGACCACUACUUCCUAACAGACCCUCGCGAGUUCAUCUACGAGUUCUUCCCUCUGCAGGCGGACUGGCAGCUGCUGAAGACGCCUAUCACGUUGCAUGACUUCGAAGAACUACCUUUUGUCAGAUCGCUCUUCUUCCGCUACGGGUUAUACUUUAGUGACCCAAACACUAAAGCUGUUAUGUACACAGAUUCAACAGGUGCGGCGACUAUGCGUAUAGCCAUGCCCGCACACAUGCAGAGCUCACUUAUCUUCCACUACAACCUCAAGUUCUAUGAUACUGAGGGCGAUGGCUUCGACGGUGUUAGUCUCAAGAGAUUCGUUAUGCAGUCGGUUAUAGGCAACGUUGUUUCAUUCCGAGUGCACGCGCCCUGCAGCGGUGCUUUCCUGUUGGAUAUCUUCGCGAACGCCGUCACUCCUCGAGAGUACCUCACUGGAGAACCUAUGAAGUUCAAGAGCGUUUGCAAGUUCAAGAUCUGUUGCGCUGAGCUGCAAACUGUGAUGGUCCCACUACCAGAUUGCGCCAGUGGUGAGUGGGGACCUACGAAAGCAACAAGACUCUUCGGUCUAGUACCUAUUACACACCAAGAAGCGCUGGUAUUUGCUGGUCGUGAACUCGAGAUCCAGUUCCGCAUGUCACGACCGCUCGCCGACUUCAUGGCGACACUGCAUAAAAACGGAGUCGAUGAGAAACGACUAUCGAAAUACGUGCAGCAGAACGUCUCUGAUGACAUCGUGUCCUUCUACAUUACUUUCCCUGAAGAAGGUCAGUAUGGGCUGGACAUAUACACCCGCGAGCGCGGCGGCUCAACUGCUAUUCACCAAAACGGUUCUGCGGAGAAGGAAAAGCAUCUACUCACUCAUUGCUGCAAAUACCUCAUCAAUAGCAGCAAGCGAAAUUAA